Molecule: messenger RNA, 984 nt
Organism: Sardina pilchardus (European sardine)
Lineage: Eukaryota; Metazoa; Chordata; Actinopteri; Clupeiformes; Clupeidae
Product: G-protein coupled receptor 4-like
Exons: 1
Coding region: 1-984 (327 amino acids)
Biological process (GO): G protein-coupled receptor signaling pathway
Cellular component (GO): membrane
Molecular function (GO): G protein-coupled receptor activity
Source: RefSeq, a predicted model, not a curated record
AUGGAGCUGGACGUGUUUUCCAAUGCCAGCGAUGCCAGUUUGCCUACGAACUGUAACAGAGUGGAUUUAGUGGACCAGUUCAUGUACCCAACUGCAUACUCCGUGUUCUUUAUCAUAGGAUUUCCAGCCAACUGCCUCUCCUUUUAUGUUGCCUACCAACUGAUGCAAAAGGGCAACACCGUGGCCGUGUACCUAGUCAACUUGUCCGUGUCUGACCUCCUGUACACCAUCACGCUGCCCGUGUGGAUCGAGCUGGCCCUUCGACGGCCGGUGGACAGCACGCUCUGUAGCCUGAUCACGCUGAUCAUGUACAACAGCUUCUACGUGGGCAGCGGGCUGCUGUGCUGCAUCUCAGUGGACCGCUACCUCGCCGUGUUCUACCCUCUCCAUUUCCUGUGGGUGAGGGAGUUGCGCACGGCCACGCUGGUGAGCGCCGUGGUGUGGGUGGCCGAGUUGGUGGUGCACGCCAGCCUCAUGGCCCACUCCGGCGCCCUGGAGUCUUUCUCUGCCCUGCGUCUGUGCGAGGAGAGGAUGCCCAUGUGUCCCGCCGACGCCAGCGUGGCAAUCGUUCGCGCGGCGCUCGGGUUCCUCCUGCCUUUGUUCUUGAUGAUCUUCUGCUUCUAUCAGAUCAUGAGAGCCCUCAACAACAGUGCCUCACUGGAGAACGACGAGCGCCGCAAGAUCCGGAACCUGUUGCUCCUCUUGCUCAUCACCUACAUGGUGGCAUUCACCCCAUAUCAGCUCGUCAUGGUCCUGCGGGCAGUGCUGGAGGUUGGCAACUGUGACUAUGCCCACCGCCUCAGAGACUACCACAUGGUGUUUGUCGCCACCACCACAAUUAACAGCGUGGCAGACCCCAUAAUCUACUGCCUGCUGAGCCAGAGCGCCAAGACAGAACUGAAAGCCAUGCUGAGGAGUGGAAGGGUGACACUAAGGAAGCUCCAGACUUCUACAAGAGACUCGUCCAAUGCCUCUGAUGCAUAA